UUACCAUCAGCGAUUCCGCAAUCGCAAGGAAGUUCCAUGAAGAAACGGCCUUCGAAGAAAGACAAACUAUGGCUGGACGACUAUCUCCAUCUCCUUCAUUCUCGCCAAACGCUUCACCUAACAAUCAAUCAACUUAACCAGGUCAUCCGCAUUCACGGAUUCAAGAAAAUCCACCACGCUCCCAAGAAGAUGCUGGUGGAGGCGGUGGAGUCGCUGGAUCUUGUAGAUGUGCCGCGUUCGACCUUGCGUGACAAUGUGUCGACGUUUGCGGCGGUGGCACUGGUGGACGUGUUGGCGGAUUUGGCAGAGCUCAAAUGGCAAGAGUGCUGCGAAACCUCCGUCGAGAGAAUCAGUUUCUCCGAAGGCAAGAGCGUGUUGUCUGCUUCAUCUGAUGAGAGCUUCCGUGUCACGAGCCAGUCGAAGAGGAUGGACAAAAUCCGUGACUUAAUCCCUGAAGAUUCCCGGAGAAGCCUGAAACCGACAAAAAUGGUGCCAAAGCGGAAGAGGAGUAAGGUUCACACUCUCGACUCUGUUGCCUCAACAGCAGAUUGCGCUUCUCUUGCUUCCCGUUGAGUCAAUGAAUGAAAUUGGUCUGUAUAUAUGAGUAAAAUGUUAAAUAGGAGAAUGGAUACGACACUAGAUAUGAAUGAGUUCCGAUGUCAGGAUAUUCUAAACGUGUCUCACCAAAGAGGCAAGUGUUUUCCCUUUGAACUGUUAGCCUCUUACUGUCAUUUUAUUUGCCUUCCAUCUUCCAUAUUCUAUAGUAAAGCUUAGAAGUCAAAACAGUAUGCAAGUAUAAUCUUCUGUGUAUGAAAGUUA
This is a messenger RNA of Vigna angularis (adzuki bean), 819 nucleotides long. RefSeq lists its product as uncharacterized. The record is from RefSeq and is a predicted model, not a curated record. The coding region runs from base 37 to 573 and encodes 178 amino acids. Lineage: Eukaryota; Viridiplantae; Streptophyta; Magnoliopsida; Fabales; Fabaceae. The transcript is spliced from 3 exons.